AUGAUAUUCCGGGUCAGCAUCCUGGUUUUGCUUCACUUGCAGCCGGUGCCGUUUCUCCGGUCACCUUCAGAAAAUGAAAAAAGCAAGCUCCUGCAGGAAGAUGAGGUGCAAGAUGAGGGAACUGAAAUGUUCAACAGCAAGAACAUAGAAAUGGAAUUAAACCCAAAGUUGAUUAAGAAAAUAAUCGGUGAAAAGUCCGAGCAUUCGCAGAAUCUUGUAAUGGAGUUGGAGAUGGAGAAAUCGACCCUCGAAAGGAGACUGCUUGAGUUGUAUAGUCUGAAAGAAAAGCUAUAUUACAUUGCUUGCCUGCAGAGGAAUUUAGAUGACAAAACUGCAGAAAUCGAAAAACUCGAAUUUGCAAUAUUUGCACUUAGGGAUGAGAUAAAGGAUCUGAAAGAAUAUAAUGCAGGUAGCUUGGAAGUGAAGCAACUAGAUAUGGAAAAGAAGAUGAUAGUGGAAAUGCAGAUGAAGAAUGGCAAUGCUAGCCAGAUGAAGAGGCAAAUAUUUGUUCUUCAAGAGCAAUUAUCUGGAUUUGCUGCCAAUGAAACCUCUGUUCAAGAUGCUUCGGUCGAAAAACGGCUUGAAGCUAUUAAAGAUAUCGAAUUACAGGUCCUUAAGAUGAGAAGAAUAAACAAAGAACUUGAGUUAGAGAAGAGAGAAAUUUCAUUUAAGUUAUAUGCUGCUCAUGCCAAAGUAUCUGCACUUUCUGACAUGAAAGAGAUUAAGACUAUUGCCAAGAUUAGCGAACUGAGACAUGUCAAUGGGGACCUCUUGAACGAAGUCGAAAGACUGCAGAAGAGCAGAUUCGCCAUGGUUGAGGAGCUAGUGUACCAACGCUGGCUCAAUGCUUGCUUGAGGGCUGAAAUCAAACAUCAUCAAGAAAGAACUUGCAAGAGAAAGUUUUCUACUUCAAUGGUCCCUUCAAACACAUCAAUGCUAAGCGCUAAACUAGGUGGUACAUAUGGCAAGAAAAAUGUGUCAGCUCCAAAGGAACUUACUGAAACUAUGAAGAUGCCGGAUCUUACAAAAAAGGGCUAUUAUGAGAAGGGAAUCGUUUCUUUAGUCACCGAGGAUCGGUCAAGUGCGAAGACCGGUGCAUUGGCUGGCAAGAAACAUGAAUCUCCGUCUGAGAUCGCUCCAGUGGAGCCAAACCAGUCAAGUGAUCAUUCAAAUAGGAGAUCCAUUGACAAUGAUGAUGGUGACGCCAAAGAAGUUAGCAGGGUGGUGUCGGAACCGUCUUUCGGUUGGGCAUGGAAUUCAGUUUCGACUUGA
Messenger RNA from Hibiscus syriacus, 1272 nucleotides. RefSeq names its product protein CHUP1, chloroplastic-like. Bases 1 to 1272 code for a protein of 423 amino acids. The transcript has 5 exons. Gene Ontology annotation, cellular component: chloroplast outer membrane. Gene Ontology annotation, biological process: chloroplast organization. The record is from RefSeq and is a predicted model, not a curated record. Lineage: Eukaryota; Viridiplantae; Streptophyta; Magnoliopsida; Malvales; Malvaceae.